GGUGGGCCCUAACGAACUCGCUCCCUCCCCUGCUCCGCGCAGCGAGGAACAGGAGGAACCCACGACACGAGCCCGACGACUUCGCGCCACCCCCAGCUCCGGCUCCGUGUCGAUCGCCGCUCGCCACCGCCGGGAGGAAGAAGGAAGAAAGGGAAGAAAAAGGAGUCGGCCGGCCGGCCGGUCGGUCGCCCUCCCGCGAUCGGUGCGGGCGCUCGACGCGACGCGACGCGACACGAUCGAUCUCCGCCAUGGACGUGUUCAACGGGGUGCGGUUCGUGCGGCUGCGGUGCUGCGCGCGGCGGGGCAAGUACCUGGCGGCGGACGCCGACGGGUCGAGCGUGUGCCUGACGGGGCAGCGCGGCGUGCACAACGCGGUGUGGGCGGUGCACCACGCGGCGGGGCCCGACGGCGGGCCAUGCGUGCUCCUCCGCGGCGCCUACGGCCGGUACCUGCUGGCCACCAGCGUGCAGGCCGGCACGGGUCCUUCCAACGGCGUGGUCACCGCGCAGGACGGGCUCGGCGGCGCGCCUCCGCCGCCGGGAAUGCUGUGGCAGGCCAUCCCGCGACGGACCACCUUCGUCAUCCGUAGCGGCACGGGACGGUACCUCCGCGCCAAUGGCCGGUACCUCCGGUGGCGUAGGGCCGUCACCUCCGCCGGCGAUAAUGGCAGCACCAUGAUGCAGUGGGACAUCGAGAACGUGCCUAUCAGGAUGACUCGCCCCUGCAUUCUUGAUCCCACCUACCAGCUGACGCAUGCGCGGCGGCGGCCGCUGACGGAGAGCGAGGUGGCGCGGCAGAUCCGGUACGUGCGCGGCGAGACGGACGGGAGCGUGAACGAGGGGGCGUGGAGGACGAUGCAGCUCAACACGCACAACCUGAUGCAGCUGCGCCUCACGCUGGCGUGCCGCCUCGGCGCAAGCAGGGACGUCACCCGCACCACCCUCUGCGUCCGCGCCGGCCGCCACGCACACCUCAGCCCACUGCUCGUCGACCUGCCCAUCGGCAACGACCGCAUCGACAUUGUCAUCAUCAACCACGGCACACCAGCGGACAACGAUUUGCGGUACCCAGAUUUGCAUGCUCCAAGAAUUUUAGAUAACUGCAAGGUCUCUGACAAAUGAACAGCGGACAACGAUCUGAACACAUCUUUUGAAAUACAGAGGUGACAUCCUGGGGACUCUUUUUUCAGUUCUCUUGGAGCGCUUGAAUAAGACCAGAAGAGUAGCUCAGUUCUCUUACGUAACUUUCAAUAGAUGUUCUGACAUCAGCUCUACUCAUGGGAGGCCAAUUUGUUUGAAAACCAGGAUGGUAAUAGUUUUGCUAUGGUUUUGACAACGAUCUGGACAUCUUACAGAAACUAGUUACUGAACAUAUUCAUAGAACAGGCAGUGCAUGGCUUUGACAGAGAAUGUUGGCUGGAAAUCUUACUCACAAUGUGAUUCUUCUGCUGAUGAUAUGUUAGCCCAUAUCAACUAGUGAUGUGUAAAAGGUACAAUUCUACAGAGGUAUGACAGAUAACCUUGGUGAAAAUAGUGGAACAGCAACUGCCAACUGAAGGUUUUCAGUACUUUCGAUAAACAGCUUUAUUCUAGUGUUUUCAGUAAACUCAGUGCUUUUUUUUUUCCUAUGUAUAGUUGUAUACCCUACUGGUACAAAUUAACAUGAUUCUUUUAGGUAAGAUCUGCACUGGCUUCUAUGAGAUCCUGUAUAUUUAUUACUAUGAUUCUGGAUAUGAUCUGUUAUUUGCAUUGCAUUGGA
This is a messenger RNA of Sorghum bicolor (sorghum), 1758 nucleotides long. RefSeq lists its product as uncharacterized. The record is from RefSeq and is a predicted model, not a curated record. Bases 249 to 1121 code for a protein of 290 amino acids. The transcript is spliced from 3 exons. Lineage: Eukaryota; Viridiplantae; Streptophyta; Magnoliopsida; Poales; Poaceae.